Prorocentrum cordatum is the source of this 534-nucleotide messenger RNA. Lineage: Eukaryota; Dinophyceae; Prorocentrales; Prorocentraceae. The record is from the annotation of a GenBank genome assembly.
GGCGCCGCGAGAUACAGACGGAGCUCGUCUGGAGCUACGACCUCCUGCAGGACGCGCUCGAUCGCUUGCCGCCGAUGGAGAUACAGCUCGCUCUCAAGCGCAUCCCAUUGAUGGCGAAAGCGAUCCUGAGGAACGCAUUCAACAUCAGGAACCUGAUGGCGUCCACGCACCACACCUUGCUGACGUCGGAAGACGCCGCGAUCGCGGCGGCGGGCUUCACAGCGGAGAAGGCCUACGCUUUGGAGGCGCAGAAGUUGCGCGAGUUUCACGCUUCCGACCCCGCUCAACAUCGAGCCCCAGACCUGGUCACGGGGCCAGCAGUCCAGGAUGCGUGGGCCGCGACCUACACCACGAUCGAAGCGAUGCCCGUGGAGGAGCUCACGUUUCUGGUGUGCGGACGCCGCGUCUCGCAGUGCUGGAAAGAGAGCCAGGCGAAGAUCACGAUCGCUAUCGGCGAUCCCAGCAUCGAGCAGUGCUUCCUUCGGUGCGCCGAGCAGCUCGGCGCGGAGAUCAAGCCUGCCCCAGCUCCUCGUG